AUGAUUAUUAAAAAAAUAGACUUACAACUUAUAGACAUUAUUAUUCCAUUCAAAAAUAAAAUUACAGAAUUAAAUGUAUACCAACAUUCAAACACAACAAAACCAAUUGAUUUUAGUCAAUUUAUUCAUUUAAAUAAAUUAAGUAUUAAAUGUUUCAAAGACUUUCAAUUAUGUGAAUGUUUUAAAAAUCAAUUUAAUCAAUUAGAAAGAAUUAACAUUCAAAUGAUUAAUCAUUUUAAUUCUUCACUUAUAAAAAUUCUUUGGAAUUAUAACAUAAAAUAUAAAACAAUUAUUCUUUCUGAUGAAAAAUCUAUUAAAGAAGCUCUUCAAAUACCUUAUAUCCAAUCAAAAUUUAUGAUUUGUUGUGAUAAAUGGUUUAAUGGAAUUGAUGAUUCAAUUUUAUUAUUAUUUGAUAAAUAUUUAGAAUUAAACUGUUCUAAAGGAUUUGACUCUUUUAUAAUAGAUAUGUACUUUCCUUCUAAAAUUAUUUUAGCUGGAAUAACACAAUCCUGUCUUGAUUUUUCUUCAUUCACUCAAUUACAAGAAAUACAAAGUUAUUCUAAAUAUUCAAUUAAUUAUCCAACUUCACUUACAACACUUGAAGAUUGCUUUUAUUUAUAUACAAAAACAUUCCCAUUCCUUAAAAAUAUAACAAUAAUUCAAAAUGACAAUGAUAUAGAAAUUCCAUCUACAGUUACAGAUUUGGUCAUAUUUAAAUCAAAUGGGAAAAUUUAUAAUGCACAAAAUGUUAGACAAUUAACAUUAUCAAAUCAUUAUUUUUCCUUUGAAUCUUUUAAUUUAUUAACAUCAAUAUCUUUAACUGGAAAAACAUUUAAAGGUGAAUUUCAAAAUCUUUCAAAUCUUUCUGUUCUUUAUGCAAAUGAUGUCUUACUUGAAUCUCCUCACUUCCCAUCAUCUCUUCAAUUUCUUUCAUGUCGUUAUUCUAAUUCUCUUAAACUUCCAUCAAAUCUUAUACAACUUGAAUUAUCAAAUGUUAAUAAACAAUUAGAUAUACAGUAUUUAAAAAAAUUAACUUCCUUAACUCUUAUUUCUACUCAAACUACUUCCUUCUUAUUAAAUAAUAAUAUGUAUCAAUUACACUUAAUAGAAACUUCAAACAAUAUAAAAAUUAUUGAUUUAUCAUAUUAUACAUCACUCACAUUUAUUGAAUUAAAUAAUGUUUACAAUCAACCAACCCUUAUUUUACCAUCAUCAACCCAUAGUCUUAUUCUUGAAAAUUGUAAUGCUUAUCUUUCAAAUAUUGAAUCAAUACCAUUACAAAAUGUUGCACUGAUAAACAGUUUAUAUAAUCUUGAAAUCCCAAUUAAAAUUUAUUAUGAAAAGAACAACAUUGUUCAAAUCUAA
Molecule: messenger RNA, 1365 nt
Organism: Entamoeba nuttalli P19
Lineage: Eukaryota; Evosea; Mastigamoebida; Endamoebidae
Exons: 1
Coding region: 1-1365 (454 amino acids)
Source: RefSeq, a predicted model, not a curated record